Molecule: messenger RNA, 717 nt
Organism: Penaeus monodon (black tiger shrimp)
Lineage: Eukaryota; Metazoa; Arthropoda; Malacostraca; Decapoda; Penaeidae
Product: calcyclin-binding protein-like
Exons: 4
Coding region: 136-456 (106 amino acids)
Cellular component (GO): nucleus
Source: RefSeq, a predicted model, not a curated record
GUUCGCUGCGGCGCGUUGGCUGCGGGCGGCGGCGCAGCGACUCCAAACACGCGAGGGUCGGCGAGAGCGAGGCGGACGAGGCGACGAACGUUCGAGAUCAGGGCACGAGAGACGUUUUCUGCUUAGUUUAUCAACAUGUCGAACAAGUUGGAGGAAGUGUCCAAGGAUGUUGCUGAACUGCGCACACUUCUUGCUUCAGCUACAAGGAAGCGCAUUCAAGACCUUCUUUCAUUAGAAUUAAAAAGAAUGGAGACUGAGUUGAAGAAUCUCGAGGAUUCCGCAAACAAAUCAGAGACACCCAAAGCCAAGACUGAUUUCACUCCAAAGAUCUACACUGUCAACAUCAGGAAUUACUCAUGGGAUCAGUCGGAUAAGUUUAUGAAGUUAUAUAUAACUCUAAAAAAUGUCCAUACAUUGGAAAAGGACAAAAUAUCUGUCAAAUUUGAGGAGAAGUAAGUAGCACUUUUUAAUUUCUUUUAUGCAGGUAUUAAACAGAGCUUAUUUUAGCAAAUGUUUAAGAAUUCUGAAUGAGAGUAGAUAAUUCCACUGGGGAAAAUUUAUUUGAGAUUUUAUUUUGAAGAUGUAAAUUAAUUCACCUUGGUUAAUAACAUCGUAUGUAGUUUUCCUUUGAAGAUUUUGUUUACAUUAAAAUGUGUGUGUAGUUCCUGUAUUACAUCUGGCUCUGAUAGAAAAGAAUAUGGAAGUCCAAAGUGCUAU